Molecule: messenger RNA, 357 nt
Organism: Bipolaris oryzae ATCC 44560
Lineage: Eukaryota; Fungi; Ascomycota; Dothideomycetes; Pleosporales; Pleosporaceae
Exons: 2
Coding region: 1-357 (118 amino acids)
Source: RefSeq, a predicted model, not a curated record
AUGUGCGGGACGGCAACACCCUUACCACUCGCUCGCUCUCUCUUUCUGUUUCUCUCUCUCCACCUCUCCCCUCUUCCUUCGCGACUCGGCCGCAAGCUGCCGCAUACCAUGCCGCGGCCUAUUCUCAACACGUCCCACUCUCCCACACUGCUUGGGAGCCUCGCCGGGCCGGCAAACGGCUAUCGCUUCCACACUGGCCACAAGCGCGAACUCAUGGAUUGGCCAAGUCUCAGAGUGCACAGUUAUCUGUCGGUCAAGGUACAUAGCUUUGCACAUAAUCCCACCUCUGCAUGUGGCUUCGGCCUCCAAGAGCGCGAGGCAUGGCUGCAUGCCCGUCUCAUCUAUGCGUCGCCGUGA